This is a messenger RNA of Planococcus citri (citrus mealybug), 1554 nucleotides long. RefSeq lists its product as uncharacterized. Bases 112 to 1413 code for a protein of 433 amino acids. The record is from RefSeq and is a predicted model, not a curated record. The transcript is spliced from 5 exons. NCBI's taxonomy places the organism in Eukaryota, Metazoa, Arthropoda, Insecta, Hemiptera, Pseudococcidae.
ACCAUAUCUAUUCAACAGGCUACGUUCGAAAAUUAACUGGUAUUAUUCCAAGUACAUUAACCGUCUAGAAAAUCGUAUUAGUGAUACCUAUACUUUCAUCCUGAAGACGCCAUGAAUUACCAAAGAAAACUUCCAUUACUUCUUACUUUACUCGUGUUGAAAGAGAUUCCAUCAACGCAGACUGCCUCACCCUCCCUCACGUAUGACAUCUCAAAAUCAUUGGCUAAUUGGAUUGACAGGAUAUUUGAAAACUUCAAGGAUUCGAAUAUCGAUAGAGUCUUGAAAAAUGCAUUCGUUUCAGCCAAGGAACACAUCGUGGGAGAAUUGGAAUACAACACAACUGACGAAAGGAACCCUGCACUUUUCCAAACGGAAGUCAUACUUUACAACGUUACUUUGUGUAUUAAUCCAUCGGAUACAGCAGGAACUAUGCCAUUUACACUAAGAACGUGGAAAUCAUCCGAUAAAAAAAUUCGUGUAUCGACCGAAAGAUUAACAAUUGUUUCGGAUGUAGGAAUUCGUGCACACAAGAAUGAGUCUUAUGCCAGCUACUUCGCCGAGUUACAAUUCCAGGACUUCGUAUUGGAGGCGUCUCAAAAGUCUGAAGAUACUACAGACGUAAAAUUCUCUUUCGAAUUUUCCUACAAUAAUUUUUACAUGUAUAAUUACAAUCUUCGGGAUGACACAAAAUGGCCUGAAGACGAGCCAAGAAAAACGAGUAAACUCAUAAUGCCGUCACUGCUACGCGAACAUAUGAAUCGUAACCCGAAAUUCUCCGAAGCAAUUAACCAAAUCAUCAAAAACGACAACCAACCUCCCGAAAUUGGGUCAGCUGACCGGCAGCAAUAUUACUACUUUAUACCACUAAUUCCCUUUUACGGUUUUGGAAUGAGAAAUGUCAUUAUCCAGGGGUUACUGAACAUCGAAUCUUUAGACAUAGACAAGGGAUCUUCCCUUUUUACCCAUACAAUGUUGAUUAGAAAUAUCACAGGACAUAUGGUCUUAGACUAUGCUUCUGAUGAAAUGGCACCUUUAGAACUAAAUUUCCUGAUUGAUUACUUUUCUAUUUCGAUUCAAAAUGCAAACAAUUUAGUGCACGUGGAAACGAGAAGCUAUAGUGUUAAUCGAACAACCGGCGAUGAUCCAUUAACUUAUCGUCAAUCAGCGAAUAUAAUUCGAAAAAUAGAAUGUGCUUUGGUUGCUGGCUUGGUGCCAUCAAAACGAGCUUGGAAAACGUGCCAAAUGGAAUCUGAUAUCGGCCAAAUUGAAAUCACAAAUGAAACUGACUGGAACGUGAUCGUGAAACAAUACAGCGAUUGGAUCCCAUUUAACCCAAUUGACGCCUCGAAGAAAUCGGGUUUGAUACGAAGAAUAUUCCAGGCAGCAGGUGGAUGUUUUGGGUCGAGAUGUUGAGAACAAAUUAAUUUUGGAAAAUCGGAUUUAGGGUGACUGCAUCGAUUUACCUACCUAUCAACUUCAGAACUGUCUCGACUACCUACUCAUAUAAAUAAAAUUAAUGUUUUGUACCUCUGCUCAUUAUUUCACCAGAACUCA